Messenger RNA from Cutaneotrichosporon cavernicola, 4065 nucleotides. RefSeq lists its product as uncharacterized. Gene Ontology annotation, molecular function: histone binding; ATP hydrolysis activity; ATP binding. Gene Ontology annotation, biological process: positive regulation of transcription by RNA polymerase II. Bases 1 to 4065 code for a protein of 1354 amino acids. NCBI's taxonomy places the organism in Eukaryota, Fungi, Basidiomycota, Tremellomycetes, Trichosporonales, Trichosporonaceae. Gene Ontology annotation, cellular component: nucleus. The record is from RefSeq and is a predicted model, not a curated record. The transcript has 7 exons.
AUGUCGAUGCCAACAAGGAGACGUACGUCGACGUCCGUCAAGGUCGAAGAAGAUCCUCACGGCCGGUCGACGCGCAACAGCCGCCGCGGCGCGCGGACUGUCAGCUAUGCCGAGGAGGACGACGAAGAGUUCGAAGAGGAGCCUGACACCCCGCCACCUGCACAUCCGAAGAGGCCGACUCGCCGAACGCGAGGGCACGGCGACGAUGACGAUGCCAACUACGGGCAAGGAGACGUCGAAGGAGAAGCAGACGGGUCAGCCCCGCCAGUCGGGACGCGCCGCUCGUCGCGAGCCCACAAGGUACCAUCACGUUUUCACGGAGAGGACGACUUCGAGGCCUCCAUGGUCGUCGAUUCGAGCCCUGUCCCUGCUCCGCCACCUUCAGCAACAGGGAGGAGGAAUACCCGGCGACGAGUCGUCGUGGACCCGGAUGAUGACGAAGAUCCGCGGCACAUGAACGGUGAUGCGGAUGUCGCACCGCCCCAGCCUCCGGCUCCGCGGCUUGUCAUGGAGGAACCAUUGAGUCACCGCUCGGCACGCAACAAGCGUAGAAGCUCCGAGGAAGAUGCCGAGUCAUUUAACCCCAGCGAGUCAGAGCAGGCAUCCUCGUCCGAGACUGAGGCAGAUGGUGUCGACUUUGUUGACGAACCAGAAAACGACGACAAGGACUCGUUUGUAAGUGUGACCCCGCCAAGGCGGAAGACGCGCCAGACGCGCUCGACCGUUGCGCCGCGGCGGAGCACGCGUGGGCGGCGUGCCGAACCCGAGUCGGACGACGAGUAUGGCUCGAAAGGCCGCAACCUGCGCAAGCGCGACUCGCGUCCCAACUACCAAUUACCCCCGAUGGACAUCUCUGCUGAGAUUGCGGCCGCGGACAUGAUUAACAAGGCGAUCGCGUCGGCCUCGGGACCUCGUGGCGGGCGACGACCUGGACCAGCCGGCGGCUUUGGCGGAGCGCCCCGCUUCGGCCUUGGUGCUGGUCUCAAGCCCUUACCCUGGUCAAUGAAGGGCAAAGACUUUGCCCAGGCCAUGGGCGACCCCGACUCCUCCGACUCGGACAACGAUCUCUUACCCAAGGCCAGCGCGGCGGGUGCAGCUGCGGCCUUGGGCGGAGGCGGUCCUGGCGGGCCAGGUGGUGCCAGGGGCCCUGGCAUUCCUGGGCCGACGGACGUGCCGAACUUCGGACGUGUCAACCCGAAGUCGAACAUGGCCGACGCAGACCCUCUUGGCGUUGACGUCAACGUCACUUUUGAUCGCGUUGGCGGGCUGGACGGACAUAUCAACCAGCUCAAGGAAAUGGUUGCUCUCCCUCUUCUCUAUCCGGAGCUGUUCCAGCAGUUCGGCAUCAUCCCUCCUCGCGGCGUCCUAUUCCACGGCCCACCCGGUACGGGUAAGACGCUCCUCGCGCGCGCUCUCGCGGCAUCCUGCAGUAACGGCAACCAGAAGAUCGCGUUCUUCAUGCGCAAGGGUGCGGACGUGCUCUCGAAGUGGGUCGGCGAGGCGGAACGCCAGCUGCGCAUGCUCUUCGAGGAAGCGCGCGCGUCACAGCCCAGCAUCAUUUUCUUUGACGAGAUUGAUGGCCUCGCCCCCGUCCGUAGCAGCAAGCAGGACCAAAUCCACGCGAGUCUCGUGUCUACACUUCUCGCAUUAAUGGACGGUAUGGAUGGCCGCGGGCAGGUCAUCGUAAUCGGCGCAACCAACAGGCCGGACGCCGUCGACCCCGCGCUCCGUCGGCCCGGUCGCUUCGACCGGGAGUUCUACUUCCCAUUGCCGAACCGCGACGCGCGCCACCAGAUCAUCAAGAUCAACACCCGUCAGUGGGAACCGCAGCUUCCCGACAACAUGAUCGACACGCUCGCCACCCUUACGAAGGGGUAUGGCGGUGCGGACUUGAGGGCCCUCUGCACCGAGGCCGCGUUGAACGCGAUCCAGCGCAAGUAUCCCCAGAUCUACAAAUCCACCGAUCGUCUGCAGGUGCAGCCGGGGUCUGUGCACGUCCAGCCGAAGGACUUCAUGCUCGCCGUGAAGAAAAUUGUGCCUUCCUCUGCACGAUCAACUUCGUCGGCGGCCAUUCAGCUUCCGAACCAGCUCGUUCCCUUACUCGCGAACGACCUGGAGCGGCUUAAGUUGGCUGUCGACCUGGCCCUCCCCCGCGUUAAGAAACGAACGGCCCUUGAGGAGGCCGAGUUCGAGGACGACGACGGUGACUCGUUCGAGAAGGAGAUGAUGCUGCAGUCUCUCGAUCAGCUGAGGACAUACCGGCCCCGAUUGCUGGUCUACGGCGCUGCAGGCUCUGGCCAGACAUAUCUUGGACCGGCCAUCCUGCAUCACCUCGAGGGUUUCCAUGUUCAAUCAUUCGACCUCGCCUCAUUAAUGGGCGACUCCACAAGGACCCCAGAAGCCGCCAUCGUGCAGAUGUUCGUCGAAGCCAAGCGCCACCAACCAAGCAUCAUCUUCAUUCCGUCACUAGGGCAGUGGUCCGAGACCCUGUCGGAGACAGCACGCUCCACGACCCGUGCUCUUCUCGACGGCAUCUCGCCAUCCGACCCGGUGCUGCUUCUCGCAAUCGUCGACGGGCCAGUCUCCACACUUCCCCCCGACGUGCGGGCAUGGUUCGGCUUCAGUGACGAGAACCGUAUCCAGCUCGGCGCGCCGACCCUGGAGCAACGAGGUGAAUUCUUCCAGGAGCUGAUCGACACUGUCCAGCGCCCGCCCACCGCUUUCCCCGACGGCGUCGCCCGCAAGAAGCGUGUUCUCGAGGAACUGCCCAUUGCUGCGCCAUUACCUCCACGGAAGCCGACGGAAGUCGAGAUCCAGCGUGAGGUCAAUCGUGAAGAAGCAGCGCGCCAGAUGCUUUACGUGAGCUUCUCGUCGCUUAUCUCGGAGCUGUGUCGCAAGUACAAACGGCCAGUGCACAUUGUCAAAGAAGAGGCGUUUGGCUUACACCGUAUCCUCACAGAGCAAGCCGCCGCGAGCCAACCGCCGCCGCCUGCGGAGGACAUCGUUGGUGAGACUGUCAAUGGCGCUCCAGAUGGAGUAGGCGUAGUCGAGACACAAGUAACAGACGCGCCAGGCGGCAUGGUCAUGGCCCAGCUCGACCCGACAGUUCCGAUAACUGAGGCGCCGGCUAUUGGGCGGGGCUUGAAUGCUGGCACCGCGACUGCAGAGUUUACAGCUGUGGAGGGAGCAGUUGAGCCUGUCGCCCUCGUCGACCCUGCCAUGCAGCCCACGCAGGACACUCAGGACACUAGCCUGCCGACUGCCUUUGCUGCGCCUUCAUGGCAGCCACAUGACAUGGACCUCGACAUCGUACAGCGCAAGCUCACGCGGCACAAGUACUACACGCCGGCCGAGGUUCUCGCGGACAUUGCGCUCAUCGAGGAGAACGCGCGGCAUACGAGCGACGCUGAUCGCCAACUCAAAGUUAUCGAGAUGGCUGGACACGCGCGCAUCCACGUACAGGGCUUUGAUCCGCGUUGGACACCCGAGUUCGAGAACCUAGCCGUGCGCAUGCGAGCGCGCAAGGCCGAUCGUGCGGCCGCCAAGGCGGCGAGCCGGGCAGCAACACGCCGCGGCAGCCCGGCAAGCGGCGGCGACGCUCCUGUCACUGGUGCUCCGGCGAGCGAGACCGCACCCGCCGAGACCGCCACGUCCGUGUCCGACGCCGCGGCUAAUGGGAAACGCGACCGCGAGGGUGACGACGGUACGGAACAGCCAGCCAAGCGUGCACGAGAGGACGGCGAGGGUAUGGACGUUGAUCCAAACGGCACAUCGGCCGCGGAGCCUGCAGAGAAGCCGCGCUCGCCGACACCGGAGCCCGAGGUCGUUGACCAGCGGCUCGUAGUGCCGACCGACGAGCUUGAGAAGCUUGGCGGCGCGCUCAAGCACAGCACGGGCCAGCUCAAUGUCGAGGAGCUCGAGCAACUGCGCGCGUCCUUGCUCGACCGUAUCUGGCGUGCGCGACAGGAGUGGGAUCGCACGGCGCUGCUGAGCAACAUGCGUGAGGCCGUGAGCCGGUUCGUUGCUGAGGCUGCGGACGCGCGGGCCGCGGCGGAGAUGGAGUAA